UAGCAAAUCGAGGGGUUCAUUUUAAGUGCCCUUCAAAACAAUGGUGUCACUUGUUACCACCUUUUGGAACAAUGAAGCUAAGAGCUGUAGAUUCAGCAAGUCAAAUAUCAAAAAUAUGGGACCAUCAGGGUAAUAUAUAUCCUAUAACAAAUUCCUCAGUCUGAUAUCGGGUGUUGCGCAAGUGAUAUCUUUCUUCACGCUUUAAGUGCCUCGUCAGUUUUGAAUAAAUAAAUAAGCCAAAACAACAAACAUAACAUUUUUCAAUGGCCCAAAUAACAUAAACAGGUCAUCGAGGUACGCAUUUAGGGCGACUUGAGACCAAACGUCAAGGACAGCUUACUAAAUGUAUAAUAAAGCGGGGAAGAAAAAAAAUAAAUGAAACUAUUUUUUUUUGCGGUAGAGCAAACAAAUUUCCAUACCGUUAUGACGAAAACAAAUAACUCACACCCGAUCCCAUGUCAGUUAUUAAUUAUCGGCUCUAGAUCACUAAGAACCGUAAUUUAGAUGCCAUUAAUGUAUCCUAUUGACCUGAAAACGCCAAUCUUUUGGUUAUAUUUAGAAACAAUUUCCUUAGAAAGCUUGACAUCUGUGGUGAAAUAUGUUGGUUUGUUUGUUUAAGAAGGUCCGAUCCUUUGUUUAAAAGGUUAUGGACAGUGCAUUUUGAUGCAAACGAGUCCUGCAGUUCUGAUUGUAUUUACACGGUUGAUCUCGUGAAUUUACAUUAGGUUAAAUUCCACGGCAAAGAUAAGUCUAGUAAGACUGGUAAGUCGCCAUGGUGGAGUUUUUCGUUGACUUUGCGGUUGUCUUCUUUUAACGAUUUGGUUAACUGAGGUUAAUUCGGAAGCCAAUUUAAAGCCUCGUAAAUUGUCAGUUCAUAAGUACAGACCUAGCGGAUGCUAUUUUCUACGCGGACAUAAAAUAUUGCCACGCAACACGAAGUUGACGAGUGGAAAGUGGUUAAUUGAUUGGUGUUCUGCUGGCAACAGUCGUAAUAUGGGAGACUGAAUCCCCUGCAAAAACUGUGGAAGAGUGAAAACGCAAAGGUUUCGAACAAAAUAUGGGGCUGUGUAGAAUACAGAGAUUUGCAAUUUGACUGACGACCCACAGAUCCAUACUGACAACACGAUACAGCUACCGACGAAUGGCGAACAUGUUGGGCAGUAAAGCAACGGACAGCAGACUGAUCAAGGAGUGUUGGAAUGUGACAUAUCCCAGAGCAUCUUACAUUAGAAGCCAGUCUGAAAAGCCUAAUCCCUCUAACCUCCAAGAGUCUCCAUAUGAAGACAGCAAACGGUCUCAUGCCGUGAUUCAACUUCCCAAAAACUCAAAUGGGCCUCUAACUCAAAAAGACGGAGAGUCAAGUCAAAAGGCAAAUUUAAUUAACUUUCCUCGCAAUUUUUCUGAACUUCAAAAUCUUCCAGUACUCGGUGACGACGUCGAACAAGGAAAUUUAAAGCUUAGAAAAACAAUUUCUUCUGAAUCGGUUGGAUUUGAAAAGCUGGUUGCUGUAAACAUCGGGUCACAGAAAACCCCACCGAAGACCAAACAAGAGCAAAAAUGGCUCCCUAAUCAAAGUUUAAAGAAGGGGAAAGCGAUGCCAAGACGUGCCUCUCUUCCAGCGAGUUACUUGGAAAAUUUUCUCUCGGUUAACAAUAUAAGGAAACGAGCUUUAAGUAAUGCUUCAGCCGACUCGGCUGAAGAUGGUGUAGUGCCCAUGAACGGCGAUGGUAGACUUCCUUCGCAAAAUUCAACACGUAAAGCAAAAAACGCUUGUCGAAGGAAAGCCAGACGUAAUUCGAACGAAGAUAAUGUAGUUUCAGGCACUGAAGUAACUGAAACAGUAUUACCCGCAAUUGAGGUACACGAGUCGGUUGAAAAAGAGAGUACAAUAGAAGACGACGGAUCUCCAAAGCCGAUGCCGAUUGAGAGAUUUCGCAAGAUCGUUCAACUGCUGUGUUUUCUGUUGAAAAUGAAGACUUCUAUGGACAGGAAAUACCGCUCUCAGAACGCAUCAAAUGUGUUUGCCGACCUUGACGAAGAAGCUGUUACCGGAGUGGACGUUGACGGAAUGGUGUUCGACCCUAACCACUUUAAAGCAGUACGCGAGGUACAACUCAGCCAAGAAGCUAUUCAUAUCCUUUCUUUGAGUCCCGGAUCAAGAACGGAAGAGCAACUUCAAACUGCCUUAGUCGCGCUAAAGACCAGCGUUGCUGCUUUUGGCGAGUAUCCGCUGAAGAUGCAGAGGCGGCUUGUGUCUGUCGGCUGGUAUGAAAGGUUUGAAGCUAAGAGAGUAAUUAUACGACAGGGUCACACAGCGGAAAACUUCUAUUUCAUUCUUUCUGGAACAGCACUGGUAACGCUACUCGUAAACGAUACUGCUACUAGUGAACAGAGAAACACGACUGUCGCAGUUCUAGGCAAAGGAAGCAGUUUUGGGGAAUUGGCAUUGCUUCACCACAAAACUCGAAGUGCAACAGUUUUGUGCAAAGAUGAAGUCUCUCUUCUAGCUGUUUGCAGGGAGGAUUUCCGUGAUAUUUUUAUGAGUUACGAGGACGGUAGAGAGCCCGAACAUAUCCGCUUUUUACGAAGUGUCCCUUAUUUGAAAGAUCUUCCNGCUGAAAAAUUGUAA
This is a messenger RNA of Orbicella faveolata, 2629 nucleotides long. RefSeq lists its product as uncharacterized. Lineage: Eukaryota; Metazoa; Cnidaria; Anthozoa; Scleractinia; Merulinidae. The record is from RefSeq and is a predicted model, not a curated record.